AUGGCUUUCAACAAAUUGUCUUUCAUAAUUAGUGUGCUUUCUCUUCUUUCUUACUCAACAAUGUUCUCUUAUGCUCAUCAAAGUUCUCCACCAUCACCAAACCCAACUCCUUGCCCUACUGCUCCACCAUCACCAUCACCAUCACCAAGCCCAACACCUUCACCCAAAGGUCAAUGCCCCAUAGACACUUUAAAGUUAGGGGUUUGUGCUAAUCUCUUAGGAUUAAUUACUAUCGGAAAACCUCCAUUGGGUAGCAAAUGUUGUGCAUUAAUCGACAAAUUGGUUGAUUUAGAAGCCACAGUCUGUCUUUGUAUCGCACUCAAGGCGAAUGUGCUUGGAAUCAACUUAAACAUACCUCUUGAUCUCAGCUUGAUCAUUAGUGCUUGUCAAAAAACCGUUCCUCCUAAAUUCAAAUGUGCCUAA
Messenger RNA from Vicia faba (fava bean), 423 nucleotides. The record is from the annotation of a GenBank genome assembly. NCBI's taxonomy places the organism in Eukaryota, Viridiplantae, Streptophyta, Magnoliopsida, Fabales, Fabaceae.